Molecule: messenger RNA, 282 nt
Organism: Penicillium angulare
Lineage: Eukaryota; Fungi; Ascomycota; Eurotiomycetes; Eurotiales; Aspergillaceae
Exons: 2
Coding region: 1-282 (93 amino acids)
Source: RefSeq, a predicted model, not a curated record
AUGUAUGUCGUUCUCAAUACUCCUAGGCUCUUGAGCCUUACUCGUAUUCUUACGCAGGUAGAUGAUGAUGUCCAUUCUGUGUCCCGAGAAGCGGAGCUAAACAGUUAUGGCAAGACUGGGAAGUGGUAUAAAGUUGAUUCUCUCGCUAUGGGGCGAAACGUGGCUAAGUACAUGAGGCAGGCUGUCAAAGAAAUGGGAAGGGAUCAUAUCAAGGGUCUUCGCCAGUCCACGUCGGUUGGGGAUUACUUCAGCAAGACGAAGAAGAGACAAGAGGUUCCGUGA